UUUCAGAUUGCUCUCCUAUUGCGAUGAAACUUUCGAAAUAAAAAAAAAUUAAUAUAUAGCAGAUGUCAUUGGCUUUAAAAUUAUUCCCCUUAUUCCUUUUCCUAUUACUAUUGCUACCAAUUGAUUCAAUCCCAAUCAUAAAAUCGCUACUGAAUCCGUCAACUCCACAUGCCAACUCUCAAGCAUACGUGGAGACAUCAGACGUCACUAGUCAAUUCACUAUCUACGCUUCGAAUAUCUCAAGUUGCCUGUUCAAAACAGCUGUGAUACCUUGCGAAUGUUUUCUGCAAGUUUCGAAUGAUUAUCGGUUAGAGGAAAAUGGAAAACUGCUUUCCAAGUUUGCGGUAUCUCCACCAGACAUUAAAAUUUUCACACCAAGUACUCACGAAAUGCUCAAUGAGCUAACGGUUCACAUACUCCCAAAACUUUGUCGGGAGGAUCUAUCGGAUAUUCAACUCGAAUAUCGCUCCUUCCAGGUGUUUCCUGGAGAAGAGGAGUCGAGUUGGAAGACGGUGAGCGCCGUUGCAAAAACGCUGAAGGACACCAAGACGAGCCUAAUUUUCGGUUGUAAACACUUCUCAGACCCCGGCUAUUAUCGCGUGUCAAUUCGACUUUCUCUGGUCAAUUAUACAGUGCAGGCUGACAAAUGGAUAGUUGUGAAUCGAACAAAUCAAAAUGCCCUACGACUACGAGAGGACAGUAUUUUCCCGCAUUGCAGUUCCGAUUACACAGUUGGCUGGAGUUUGGCGGAGUGCUCCAUGGAGCAUCUACACUACCGGCUCCGUAUAUUAGCAGUUCCAGAAGGCGCGAAAAACCAUGACGAUGGAGCUGUAUAUAUUGAGGAAAUUGGAAUUGCUCCCGACAUGCAUCACCUGAAAAUCAGUUGCUCCCAAUUUGACAUAAUCCACGAGAAAUACUGCUUCGAGUUGGUAUCCGUUAACCGCAACUCUUCAGUGUCUCAUACAUGGCACAGCGUUUGCGUCAGUACGGAGCCAGUGGAAAGAAAACUUGGCGGAUGGUCGGCAUGGAGCGAGUGGAGUGCAUGCUCGGAAACUUGCGGAUCGGGACGGCAACGAAGAGUACGAUUCUGUAAUGAGCCAGUGCCGAAAAGAUCAAAAUAUUGCGACGGGCCAUUGAUAGAAACUCAGGAGUGUACAUUAACAAAAUGCCCGGAAGCUAUGAUGCCUCAAAGUUUGUCUACGAAUUGUUCUUGCGGAUGUGCUUUGUCGCUGGAAGCCAGCUCAUUUUUCGCCUCGUCAAGGCAUAGCAGGAUGUGCGAAGGGAAUCAGACUUGGACGUUACCAAAAAUGGAUGGGUUUAAAAUAGCUGACUUCACAAUACGGAAGCAAGGAGAUGCCAAGGGGAAAUUGUUCUUUUUUCUGAGAGCACCUUAUCAAGAACUAGUUUGGUCAUCUGAUUCUCAUCAAGAAUAUCAGUUCUCUCUUCCCAUGUCUGCUCCGAUUUUUGUCGUCCUUUGGAGCAAAAGCAACGACACUGCUAGAUUAAAACAAAUUGACGAUGGAUUCACAGUUUCGUACUCCGUGCGAGAUGCUGAUUCUUCACCAACAGUUGCAAAAAUCGACUCAUGUCAACCAUUUUGUCCGGAAACAAUGGCUAUAGCGAUUAUGGCUAUCAUCUUCAUCUGCAUAAUAUUCAUUCCGCCAUUAGUAUGUGCAGCGGUAACGGCAUCCAUGAGAAGGAAUACUAGUCCAGAAGUACCAUUGAUGGACAACAAAUAUGAUUCGGAAAUGAUUAGAAGUGGCAACACGGAGAGCACACAUGUAAGCUCAAGAAAUUAUGUAGCGAAGCGGAGCAUUGGGAUUCAGUUGAGUGUACAAAGUACACCAAGAACGGCUCGUGCUUGCCUAUCCCACGAGUCACCUGUACCACCCCGUGGACAAUCUUCACUCAGCGAAUGUGAUGAACUUGAGUACGACUAUUACGAUGGUACAACUUUCCCCGGCAGUUUUUUGGCACCCGUGCAAGAUGUUAUGUAUUCGCAAAUUGAUAUUGAUCAGAUUAUCGGCCAAUCGGAACUUUUCAUAAACAGCGUUGAAAAAGCAGAUGUUCACACUCAAAUUUAAUUUGAUUUUACAUACUCUAUUUAUUUAUUUUUUUUUAUCAUACCGAACUUUGGUUUGAUUUCAUUUUUUAUUUCAUUCAUCAUUUCCGACCAAACAAAUGAUUCAUGUGCCUUAAUCAUUUAAUCAGUUCAAUUUUAUUCUUCACCUUUCUUAUCUAUUAAAUACGGGAAACAAUUUUCGAAAGAAACCAAAUUUUCAUUCUUAAGAAUUAUUUUUAUUUAAUUGUCUUUAUCUCAUCUCAUUUUUAAUUAGUAAACUUUUUUUAAUAAACGUUUUUCAGUUU
Messenger RNA from Caenorhabditis elegans, 2367 nucleotides. It is a transcript of the gene gogo-1, whose product is annotated as Thrombospondin type-1 domain-containing protein 1. The coding region runs from base 63 to 2084 and encodes 673 amino acids. The record is from RefSeq and is marked reviewed. The transcript is spliced from 13 exons. NCBI's taxonomy places the organism in Eukaryota, Metazoa, Nematoda, Chromadorea, Rhabditida, Rhabditidae.